AUCGACUUUGCUCAGAGCCAGACAAAGUCCUAGGGACCAGGCCAUUCCGAUCCCGCUCCAGGUGCGCCCCUCCACAUGGCUCCGCCAGCCGCCGUAGCCGUCGUGCUGGGCGACGACCUCCUCCGCGAGGUCUUCAUCCGCCUCCCCUCCCCGGAGGACCUCCUCCGCUCCGCCACCGCCUGCAAGGAAUUCCUCCGCGUCGCCCGCAGCGGCCCCUUCCUCCGCCGCUUCCGCCGCCUCCACCCCUCCUCCUGCCCGCGCCUCCUCGGCUGCCUCCUCCUCCCCGCCGGCCGCCGCCGCACCCCUCACCUCCUCCCCUCCUCCUCCGCAGCCGCGGCCGACCGCGGCGGCGACUUCGCCCUCUCCUUCCUCCCCGGCGGCUGGCUGGGCUCCUGCUGGUUUGGCAACGCCGCGUGGCAGUUUCUGGACUGCCGCAACGGCCGCCUCCUCCUCAAGAAUCUCGUGUCGCAAGAACUCGCCGUCGCCGACCCGAUGGCCCGCCGCUGCGUCGCCCUCCCAGCGCCCCCCGCUGAGCGCGCCGUCGGGUACGGCCUCGUCGCCAACGACGGCGACUCGUCGGAGUUCCGGGUGGUCUGUGUUCUGCGAAAAGUCGUCUCGCGCGAGCUGCGCGCACUGGUCCUGUCCUCCGGCGAGCUCUCCUGGACCGACGUUGCGGGCCUCGCGUGCCAGCCCGAUCUUGCCGCCCCCAGAGCAAUGCAGGCGAACCGGUCGCUGUACUGGAGGCUCGAGGGCGAGGAGCGCAUGGUGGCCUUUAGCAUGGUGACCAUGGAAUUCUCACUGCUGCAGCUCCCACCAUCCUUGCGGCAGCUAAGCUUCGAAGUCAUCGAGAAGGGGGAGCAAGAUGGCAAUGUGCUCCACCUGCUCACCAUGAGCGGCUUCAGCAUCCAUGUGUGGGCUGGUCUGGGGGACAGUGAUGGUGGGAUCGUAUGGAGGCGGGUGGAGAAGUCGGUGAGGUUCCACAAGCUGCUGGCGCAGAUGACCAAUCCUUCGGUGGAGUCAUACCAGCAUGAGCUAGAGAUCAUCGGGGUGGCUGCCGGCGUUGUGUUCUUGCGGCAGUGGGAUCAUUUAUUCUCCAUUGAUCUGGGAACUAUGAAGCUCAGGAUGUUGUCCGAUGAGGAUUGCUCGGAGGCGCUGAUCUAUCCUUACACGAUCGCGUGGCCGCCUUCUUUCUUGAAUCCUGCUGAAUAAGGCCCUUAAUGAAAUGGUGAACUAGUCAGUGGAAUGUGAUGCUAAGCUCCAGCACACGACGAUGGGUAAGAUGUUUUGGCCGAGGCGAUGAUGGAAAAGGAAGAAACUUGGCUAUCCGGAUGAAGUCUUGGGGAUUGUCAGUUGUCACUGCUCAACUGCUCUAGUUACGCUUGCAAGUUUGGCCCUAUAUUCGCUUUCUGGGUUGGUAAAAUGUUCUGUAAAAUUGUGUCUGUGGUUGCUCUAGUACUCUCAAGAGUAUAAUUCCCCUGGGAAAUGUUGUGUUUAGUGUGUUUAACUAAAGCUUGGCAGAAGCAUCAUACUGCUCAUAUGAUUAUAUUGUGCCGAUUUAUGUAUCACUUCGUACUGCUCAUAUAAUUAAUUAAUUAUAUUUGCUUAUCCUCUUGGAUGGCCAGUAAAAA
Molecule: messenger RNA, 1628 nt
Organism: Phragmites australis (common reed)
Lineage: Eukaryota; Viridiplantae; Streptophyta; Magnoliopsida; Poales; Poaceae
Exons: 2
Coding region: 76-1209 (377 amino acids)
Molecular function (GO): protein binding
Source: RefSeq, a predicted model, not a curated record